Sparassis crispa is the source of this 231-nucleotide messenger RNA. RefSeq lists its product as hypothetical. Lineage: Eukaryota; Fungi; Basidiomycota; Agaricomycetes; Polyporales; Sparassidaceae. The coding region runs from base 1 to 231 and encodes 76 amino acids. The record is from RefSeq and is a predicted model, not a curated record. The transcript is spliced from 3 exons.
AUGACAUCACUGUGCGAUUGCGAAACUCCCAUGGAAUCUCUACCAAUAGAUGAUAGCACUUAUGUGAGACGCAUUGGAUUCCAGCAUGUUGCGCUUCAAGCGCUUGAAAAUGACAAAGCUGCCAUUCUUCUCCCUCUCUAUCUCCCCGUAGCGCUGAAGCAAGUUCAGAUCUACCUACCGCCCAUAUCAUUGAUUUUCGCUGUGGGGCGCCAUCCUGUGACCGCCGACUGA